AGUCCGUCUGCGUUUGGCAGCCUUACCUUAUAUUUUACAAAAGCACAAGCACAACCUCUCCAUCUAUCUCUCUCGCCCAAAUCAUAACACAGAGAUCUCUCAAUUUCUAGACUUCCCUUCUUCUCUCUCUGUCUCUCAAUUCUUGAUUUUCUUGGUCUUAAAUCGAUUUUCAAAAUCUAGGGUUUCAAUUCUUUAAUUUUGGCUUCUUUUAUAUCGUUUUCUUGUUUUUGCAGGUAUUAUUUAUUUUGCAUAAUUUCACCAAACAACCUUUGGUGAAAUUCCUGCUCUUGGUUGAUAAUUACAUGAUCACAAGGAUGCUUUUCAGUAAGCUGUAGUAUAAAUGGUGUUAAAUUGAUGAGAAUGAAUUGUGUACAAAUAUGGAUGGAAUUUGUGCAUAUUGCUUGAUAUGCAAUGUUGCAGGUAUAAUUUGAGAUAUGGGACAAAGAAACAUGCUAUGCACCAAUCAGAUGAUUGAUUUAGAAAUGGAUCAACAAAGCCAGGGAUAUCUACAUCCUGAGUCCUGCAUUCUUCUAGGGGGUGUGACAAACUUCCGACCACCUGAUAUUCCUACCAUGUUAACAGCUUCAGGGAACACUAUCAAUCGUGACGCCCAUCUAGCUGAUCGUUAUGAUGGUGCUAUGUUUUAUGGGAUGCCCCAAUACCAUGGUGUUCAUCCUCAUCCUCAGUAUCACAGCCCAAAUCUUGAUUUAAGUGUGGCUACUGCACCCAACUUCUAUGUUCCUUACAUGACUCCAUCUUCUGGUAUUCCUAUCAGUCAUGCAUCUUGUGAUCAAUUAUCUUCAUCCAACAAUUAUGGAGUGAUUGGAGUUUCUGCUGAUGAGUAUGGAACAAACAGUCACUUCAUGGAUAAUGCUAGAAGUUCAUACAAGAGAAAGAAUGCUGAAGGAAAUCCAGGGAAUUUCCACUAUCUGAAUGCCUCAGCAAGCUCUAGUUCCUCAGUUCCCCCAAUGAAUACAAGGCAUCCCGAGGGGGUUGCUCUGAUGGAUGCUACAUCAUUCACCCUGCCACAUUACAGGGGGACUAGUGCUUCAUCAAUCAGGGAAGUAGGAUCUCAAAGAAGUGUGAGGAAUAGAUUAGGUUCUGUGGGGCUCGAUCCUGCCUUGACACACAACCCGAACCAUUUUAUUCAAGGAAACUAUUUGGGCCAACCCUAUCAGCCAGGUGGCUCUCUCUGGUUAGAACAACACUUAAGCAACGGUUCUACUGAUGCAGGCGCUUCAGUAUGGACUCAGACCCCUACUAUUCCUUACAUGCACGGGAACAAUGUCAAUGGAGUUCCUAUAGAAACUGGGAGCAUGGGUCCACAGCGGUAUCAUGAGCCAGCUAGCAACAGAAGUAAUGCCAGUUUCUCGCACCCUUCUCCAGUAAACCCUCAGCACCAUAAUUUUCAUCACCUGUCUCCACCAAUUCAAGGAAUUAGAGGUCACAAUAUUAAUAUUCUUCCUCAAGCACCAGCAGCUUCAUUCAGAGUUCCUACAGCCAAUGCCUCACAAAGCACUAUGAAUCUAUCUCAAGAUGGUUUAGAUAUUGGACUUAGGAAUCCGGGAUCUGUUCAACCAACCGGCCUUCGAAUGUACCGGCCUCGCCAUGAGGGAGUUGCACCUGAGACCACACUAAGACAUCGCAACCUCCCUCGCUUAAGAGUGUUGCCAACAGAUGGGGUAGCAAUACUAGGGUUCCCUGACUAUUAUGAAGUAGAGAAUUAUGCUGACCACCACAGAGAUAUGCGCUUGGAUAUAGAGGACAUGUCUUAUGAGGAGCUUCUUGCACUUGGGGAGCGUAUUGGUAAUGUAAAUACUGGCUUAUCAGAUGCAACUAUCAGAAGUCAAUUAAAAACAAGAACUUAUUUAUCAUCUCCUUAUUCAAUCAAUUUGGAAGUAUCUUGUAUGGAUCAAGAAGCUGAUUCUUGCAUUAUUUGCCAGGAUGAUUAUAAGAGUAAGGAGAAAAUUGCAUCUCUUGAUUGUGGACACGAGUAUCAUGCAGAUUGCUUGAAGAAGUGGCUACGCUUGAAGAAUGUCUGCCCCAUCUGCAAAUCUGAAGCCUUAACCAUGGAAGGAAAGGAUGUUUAAGGUGGUGAUCCUGCUUGUAUAAAAUAAAAGGAAAAAUAAAGCGGAGGAAAGGGGUGACAGCUUUAUAGGCGAGCAUUCAAAGCACAGCCAGUUCUCUCUCUCUUAAUUUGUUUAUUAUAACAAAGUUGAUAUUUUGGUACAUGUAUUUUGUACAUGCACUUGCAAAUAUACGACUAACUGUCACACGAAGUCAUUUAUUUGUUGGCUCUGAAUGUAUCAAAACCUGUACAGACAUUCAUUAUAGAUUUCGUGUGCUGUAUCAUUAACUUUCAGUUAAGGUGCCAUUCCGGUUCCCUUUGUAUUUUGAGAUGCACAGUAUUGGAAUGUUGGAUCAUAAAUCUGAUGGAUAUAACGGUCUGCUUUUCCUUGAA
Populus trichocarpa (black cottonwood) is the source of this 2461-nucleotide messenger RNA. Its product is annotated as probable E3 ubiquitin-protein ligase ZFP1. The transcript is spliced from 7 exons. The record is from RefSeq and is a predicted model, not a curated record. Gene Ontology annotation, molecular function: ubiquitin protein ligase activity. NCBI's taxonomy places the organism in Eukaryota, Viridiplantae, Streptophyta, Magnoliopsida, Malpighiales, Salicaceae. Gene Ontology annotation, cellular component: nucleus. The coding region runs from base 435 to 2090 and encodes 551 amino acids.